AUGGUCAACACUAUAAUCACAACAACCCUAGCGUCGAUCUUACCUCCGGCCACAGCUACGUCGAUCUCGAUCCCCUCGGCCCCGGCUCAUCCGCCUUACCAAUACAUCUCCAGGUCAACGUGGACGUUCACUCAAGGGUUCUUGUUGGGGCAGAUCGUUAUUAUCGUCCUCUGUGGGGUUUUCUUGAAGUAUGUGGUCUUUGAGGAGGGAGAUAAGCAGGAUGUAGGGAGCCGGAAAGCUGGGUCGAGAGGGGAGAAAGCACACUUAUCAUCACACCCCGUGCCCCCACCAUCGAGCACGGCACUCCUAGAUAAAGUCGGAUAUGACAUGUCGACCCAUCCGGCGGAAUCGGCAGAUUGGCUGAACGUGCUCUUCUCCCAAAUCUUGCAAGGAUACAGGAAUGAUUUAUUAGGUACGGCAGGGGAAGAAGGGGCGAGGAUGCAGGUGGAGAAGUGGUUAAACCCCGGUGGAACAAAGUCUUCUUCGUGGCUGGAUCCGAUAUUGGUCACAUCCUUAUCCCUCGGAUCGAGCUUUCCGCUAUUAUCAAAUGCUCGUAUACGCCCAGCGGACGGGUUCGGUGGACUACGAGCGGAAGUGGACCUGGAUUAUAAUGACUCGAUACAUCUUUCGAUCGCUACGAAUAUCGUCGUCAACUUUCCUCAGCCUCGGUUUGCGGUGUUGCCUGUUAAUCUGGGGGUGGAGGUUUUAGGAUUCGGCGGUACUUUUACGAUGCAGUUGCAGCCUGCAUCGUUGAUGCAACCGCAAGAGGAGAGCAGGCAGCAUUUACACUUGUCGCUCUUGCCUGAUUUUCACUUGAACGUCAAGGCGACCAGUCUGCUUGGGAGCAGGGCGAAGUUGCAAGAUAUUCCGAAGCUUGAACAAAUCAUCAUCUCGAGAUUACGCCAAGCGGUGCAUGAUCGCUACGUCUGGCCCCGAUACCUAGGAAUCGGCCUUCCACGGCUUGUGUCGAAAGGCGUCGAGCCUGUGGUGGUGAAACCAGAUGGCUCGGUGACUGCGGCAUCGACCACCGCCAGCUCGAAGACUGAGCGGGCCGGAGAUCCUACAUCGAUGCCAUUGUCAACCCCUGCUUUGAUGGAAACAAUACCGGGAGGAUCGAGCUCGUUUACCGUGCCCGAGCGGAUCGUCUCCCCUCCAUCCGGUGGGAGCUCUAGGCAGGGCACCAUGCCACCGCAGAAAUCGAUAUUACAGCCACCGACCGUCAAGCCGAAACGUCGAGCAGAAAGCGCUAUUCUCGGAGCGAACGAGACGGACGAUACGGAUGAUGGGAUGGAGGACGAUAUGCGAUAUAGGAAUGGACCGGCGCUGACGGCGGCUGAUGAACGGGAUAUCGAGCGUUCCCGCUGGAGACAGGGAGUCAAUGAGGCGAGGCCUCAGGAUACGGUCAGGCCGAUGGGGCGGUCUGGACAUUACGCUACGACAAGCAUGGGGAGCAGGAUCGGUCUGGAUCCGGCGAGACAUGGGAAUCAGGCCGCGAUGGACGGAGGGAUGCGGUAUCGAGGAGUCGUGCAGGGGGAUAUCUCGCAGAGCGUCAAUGGGAGUACGAGCGGGUCAGCGACGGGGGUUGGGAUGGCUAGUGCGAAUGGGAUUCUGCCUGCUAGGCGUAUGGGAGCGUUGAAUGCUAGAGGAAUGGGGCCGAGAUGA
Molecule: messenger RNA, 1662 nt
Organism: Filobasidium floriforme
Lineage: Eukaryota; Fungi; Basidiomycota; Tremellomycetes; Filobasidiales; Filobasidiaceae
Exons: 7
Coding region: 1-1662 (553 amino acids)
Biological process (GO): phospholipid transport; mitochondrion organization
Cellular component (GO): ERMES complex; endoplasmic reticulum
Molecular function (GO): lipid binding
Source: RefSeq, a predicted model, not a curated record